AUGGCUUACUCUAAAAUACUCUUGAUAAUUUCAUUUGUGAUAUUGAUACUACACCAAGUUCUUUGUGACCAAAAUUGUUCAAGGCCAAUCUCAAGAAGAGUAAGUCACUCUAUAAGACAACUCUUAAAAAAUGAAAGAGGCAUUUCAAAGUAUUUAAGACCCGAAUGCGCAUUCAAUCAGGAGAAUCAUAUAUUUAAUCAUGAGGAAAGCAUUAAAAUAGUAUACCCUACGGGAGAAAGACAGUGUGGAUUUUGUGGUGAGAUCUUCCAAGAAGAAAAAACCUACGACCAACACAUGGAAAAAUUUCACUCCCAUCCCCAAAGUGGAGAGUUUUUUUGUGCAGAGAAACUCUGCACAAUUUUUGGGCAAUGUGGGGAGCCCGCCAGAUUGCAUGCAUGUAAAUCGGUCAUGAAACGAGGAGAUAUAUUGGAAUUCUGCCAGAAAACUGUGCGAAGCUGUUUUUCAGAAAACCAUAAGGAUUCCAAAUUUAUUGGGAUAAAUUUGAGUCAAAAAUUGUGUAAUAAAGAAAGAAUUUUGGAGGUUAAUGGGUGUGUUGAGAAAGUUCAACAAAACCGUUUUAGUCUUUCUAAGUUGUUUUUUCAACAUUUUUCAAAGGUUUUGUUAAUUUUCAUUAUGUUAACCACAUUUUUUCUUUCAUAUAAAAUGAAUGAAUACCUUAAUAAAGUUAAGUGA
This is a messenger RNA of Cryptosporidium ubiquitum, 693 nucleotides long. RefSeq lists its product as uncharacterized. The record is from RefSeq and is a predicted model, not a curated record. Bases 1 to 693 code for a protein of 230 amino acids. NCBI's taxonomy places the organism in Eukaryota, Apicomplexa, Conoidasida, Eucoccidiorida, Cryptosporidiidae. The transcript has a single exon.